Molossus molossus (Pallas's mastiff bat) is the source of this 3644-nucleotide messenger RNA. RefSeq names its product StAR related lipid transfer domain containing 13 (gene STARD13). The record is from RefSeq and is a predicted model, not a curated record. The transcript is spliced from 14 exons. Gene Ontology annotation, molecular function: lipid binding; protein binding; GTPase activator activity. NCBI's taxonomy places the organism in Eukaryota, Metazoa, Chordata, Mammalia, Chiroptera, Molossidae. Gene Ontology annotation, biological process: signal transduction; regulation of Rho protein signal transduction; actin cytoskeleton organization. Bases 1 to 3321 code for a protein of 1106 amino acids.
AUGACCAGCGCGCGGAGACCCGUCCCGACGCCGCUCAGGCGCUCCAUCAGCGAGCAGCUGCGGGACUCCACGGCCCGAGCCUGGGGCCUGCUGUGGAAGAGCGUCCGCGAGAGGCGGCUGGCAGAAAUCGAGGCGAAGGAGGCCUGCGACUGGCUGCGGGCGGCCGGGUUCCCGCAGUACGCCCAGCUCUAUGAGGAUUCACAAUUUCCCAUCAACAUUUUGGCUGUUAAGAAUGAUCAUGAUUUUCUCGAGAAGGACCUUGUAGAACCGCUUUACAGACGACUAAAUACGUUGAACAAGUGUGCCUCCAUGAAACUUGAUGUGAACUUCCAAAGGAAAAAGGGUGACGACUCGGAUGAGGAAGAUCUCUGCAUCAGCAACAAAUGGACUUUCCAAAGAAGCAGCCGGCGCUGGUCUCGCGUGGACGACCUCCACACGCUGUUUCCUGGGGGCGACAGGAACGGGUCCUCGGGAGACGUCAGGAUGAGAAACACCACGAGCAGAGAGAGCGUCCUCACAGACCUGAGUGAGCCCGAGCUCGGCUCCAUCCACAGCGGGAGCAGCGGCGGCAGCGACGGCCGCGGCCAGCCGGGCGGCCAGGGCGCUGGCCGGGAGGCGUGCGACGGCCCCGAUGGCCCGGGCGUGCCGGACGCCCCGGUAGUCAGCAGCGGCCUCCCACAGUCCCCCAGAGACGCUCUCAGCUACCCUUUCCCCCCCAAGAAUGAGAAGGCCAGCAGAGCCAGGGCCAAAUCGCUGCUGAAGCGCAUGGAGACGCUCCGAGGGAAAGGGGCUCAGGGCGGGCACAAGGGGUCCGGGCGGGCAGGGGGCUUGGUGAUCAGCGGGCCUGUGCUGCAGCAGGAGCCAGAGUCCUUCAAGGCCAUGCAGUGCGUCCACAUACCGAAUGGAGACCUCCGGCCCUCGCCCCCCGCCGCCUGCAGGAAGGGGCUCCCGAGCUCCAGCAAGGGGAGCGGGGAGACCAGCCCAGAGGAAGACGGCAGCGGGGGGCCGAGCACCCCUGGCCUGAAGGAACGGAAGUGCCAGGAGGCCGGCAAGCGUGGGGGCAUGUACUUGGAGGACCUCGACGUGCUGGCCGGGACAGCACUGCCGGAUGCAGGGGGCCGAAACCACACACACGAGUUUCAUUCCCAGGAGAACUUGGUAGUGCACGUUCCCAAGGAUCACAAGCCAGGAACGUUCCCGAAGGCGCUGUCCAUCGAGAGCCUGUCGCCCACAGACAGCAGCAAUGGGGUUAACUGGAGGACUGGCAGCAUCUCCCUGGGCAGACAGCAGGGCCCCGGCGCCAGGGAGCCCGGGCUCAUGGCAUCCUGCCACAGAGCAAGCCGCGUCAGCAUCUAUGACAACGUCCCGGGCUCCCACCUGUACGCCAGCACGGGAGACCUCUUGGACUUGGAGAAGGACGACCUCGUCCCCCACUCAGGCGACAUCCUGCACCAUCUCAGUGGGCUCCAGGAGGUAGUGGGUGACUGGUCAAGGAGCGUCCUGCCUGAGCUGCCCGCACAUGACACCUUGGUUCGGAAGCCUGGCUCAUGCCCCAUUCCGUCUUCUAGUCAGAUCGCCCUCGAUUUCGAAGGCAACUCUGUCUCCGAAGGUCGGACAACACCCAGCGAUGUGGACAGAGAUGGCAUGUCACUGAACGAGUCCGAGGCUACCGGGGUCAGAGACAGGAGGGAUUCCGGUGUCGGCGCCUCUCUGACCCGGCCAAGCAGGCGACUCCGCUGGAUCAGCUUCCAGCUCUCGCACCAGCCGCGGCCGUCCUCGGGGUCUCCGCACAUCAGCAGCCAGACGGCCGGCCAGCUGAACCUGCUCCAGCGCCUCUCGCUGCUGCGCCUCACGGCCGUCAUGGAGAAGCACUCCCUGUCCAGCAAGCACGGCUGGACCUGGUCAGUUCCCAAGUUCAUGAAGAGGAUGAAAGUUCCCGAUUACAAAGACAAGACUGUCUUUGGCGUUCCUCUUAUAGUUCACGUCCAGAGAACAGGCCAGCCGCUGCCACAGAGCAUCCAGCAAGCGCUCCGGUACCUCCGCAGCAACUGCCUGGAUCAGGUGGGCCUGUUCCGAAAAUCGGGUGUGAAGUCUAGAAUCCAGGCCUUACGUCAGAUGAACGAGAACUUCCCUGAGAACGUCAGCUAUGAGGACCAGUCCGCGUACGACGUGGCGGACAUGGUGAAGCAGUUCUUCCGGGACCUCCCCGAGCCCCUCUUCACCAACAAGCUCAGCGAGACCUUUCUCCACAUCUACCAGUACGUGCCCAGCGAGCAGCGGCUGCAGGCGGUGCAGGCCGCCAUCCUGCUGCUGGCCGACGAGAGCCGGGAAGUCCUGCACACGCUGCUCUGCUUCCUCAAAGACGUGGUGCACUCGGUGCAGGAGAACCAGAUGACGCCCAUGAACCUGGCCGUGUGCCUGGCGCCCUCGCUCUUCCAUCUCAACUUGCUGAAGAAAGAGAGCUCUCCCAGGGUCAUACAGAAGAAGUACGCCGCCGGGAAGCCCGACCAGAAGGACCUCAGCGAGAACCUGGCCGCCGCGCAAGGCCUCGCCCACAUGAUCGUGGAGUGUGACCGGCUGUUCGAGGUCCCACACGAGAUGGUCGCCCAGUUCCAUGAUUCCUACGUGGAGGCUGAGAUCCACGCUCCCACUCUGGAAGACCUGGGGGCGCAGCUGGAAGAGGGCGGGGCCACCUUCCACACUUACCUGGACCAGCUUGUCCAGGGCCUCCAGAAGGAAGCCAAGGAGAAGUUUAAAGGAUGGGUCACGUGCUCCAGCCCAGACAACACAGACCUCGCUUUCAAAAAGGUGGGAGACGGGAACCCGCUGAAGCUCUGGAAGGCCUCCGUGGAGGUGGAGGCGCCGCCCUCCGUGGUGCUGAACCGCGUGCUGCGGGAGCGCCACCUGUGGGACGAGGACUUCGUGCAGUGGAAGGUGGUGGAAGCCCUGGACAAGCAGACGGAGAUCUAUCAGUACGUGUUGAACAGCAUGGCGCCCCAUCCGUCCAAAGACUUUGUGGUCCUCAGGACCUGGAAGACCGACCUGCCCAAAGGUGUGUGCACGCUGGUGUCGCUGUCCGUGGAGCACGCGGACGCGCAGCUCAUGGGCGGCGUGCGGGCCGUGGUGAUGGACUCUCGGUACCUCAUCGAGCCCUGUGGCUCCGGCAAGUCGAGACUCACCCACCUGUGCAGGACAGACCUGAGAGGUCACUCCCCAGAAUGGUACAAUAAAGGCUUUGGACACCUGUGUGCGGCAGAAGUUGCCAGGAUUAGAAACUCCUUCCAGCCCCUCAUUGCUGAGGGUCCGGAAACUAAAAUCUGAGUUGUCCCGGUGUGACGCUAACUCAGGGAAGAGGGAGCGACGGCGGCGUGGGAGGCGGCGUCUGACUGACAAGCGUCUUAAGUGGAGACACUGGGAAGUCGGAAUGUGGAUGAUGCACAGAUUUCUGAGAACUUUCCUAGCCUUCCUGGAGAUGGCUAUAUCCCUACUAAUAUUAUAUUUUUUAAAAUCAAAACAUUUAUCUAUGUUACUAAAAUUAAAUGGAUUUUCCUUGUGCAUUGCCUAAUUUGCUAUUUAAAGGCUUCUAAGAAGCAUAUUCCUACCUGUAAAUAAAUGUAUGUAUAGCGUAUGUACAUAUGUUUGUA